AAGCAACCCCUUUUAAUCUCUAGUCUAUAAUCUAUGGCUGGAGGCAUUGGAAGUGCUAGGUAUGAAGAGGAGUUCACAACUGGUUCUAAUGGGGUAAGGCUGUUUGCCUGUCGAUGGCUACCAGAAAAACAAGAUCCCAAAGCUCUCAUCUUUCUCUGCCAUGGAUAUGGAAUGGAGUGCAGCAUCUCAAUGAGAGUGACCGGCACUCGUUUGGCAAAAGCUGGUUUUGCUGUCUAUGGAAUGGAUUACAGAGGACAUGGCAAGUCCGCCGGCUUGCAGGGCUAUAUUCCAAGCUUUGAUGAGCUUGUUAAUGAUUGCUCCAACUAUUUUACUUCCGUUUCUGAGAUGAUAUUAAACAGGAAUAAGAAGAGAUUUCUACUUGGCGAAUCCAUGGGAGGAGCUGUUGCUCUUAUGUUGCAUAGGAAGAAGCCAUUGUUUUGGCAUGGAGCUGUUUUGGUUGCUCCUAUGUGCAAGAUUGCAGAAGAGAUAAAACCACAUCCGCUGGUCGUCAAAGCCUUAACAAAACUAAGCAGCGUUAUUCCAAAAUGGAAAAUAGUUCCCACGAAAGACAUCACGGAGAGUGCUUUCAAGAAUCCAGAUUGGAGAGAAGAGAUUAGAAGUAACCCUUACUGCUACAAGGGGAAGCCUCGCCUGAAAACUGCCAAAGAGCUUCUCAUGAUCAGCAUAGAUAUUGAGAAGAACCUUCAUCAAGUAUCGUUGCCAUUCCUCGUCAUUCAUGGCGGCGCUGAUAUUGUCACCGAUCCGUCGGUCAGCCAAGCUUUGUACGACACCGCCGCAAGCGAGGAUAAAACCUUCAAAUUGUACCCGGGAAUGUGGCAUGCACUCACAUCUGCAGAGUCUCAGCAAAAUCUUCAUCUUGUGUUCUCUGACAUUGUCUUGUGGCUUGAUGAGAGAUCAAUGAAGAUAAGCUCGUCGUCGGAGAUGGAGACGACGGCUUGCCAUAAUGAAAAAAAGAUGAGACCUUCUAAAUCUGCGAAAACCAGCACAACAACACAAAUGGCUCCUAGUGGCAUGGUGCGAUCCACAACGUCGAUCACACGUACUACUUACCAUACAUAAUAUUUUUUCCGAGUGAAAAGUAUCUAAAAUUUUGGAUGGUGGUUUAGUAUUUAGUUUAAUUAAUAUAGUUAACUGGCUAGAAAUUAGUGUUAGUGAAUGAAUUGUUGGUAUCUUGGGAUUGAUUAUCUCUUCUCUAUUCCUCAUCACUUAUCAUUAAAGGUCUAGGAAGACAUUGAUGCAAGAAACAAUAAUCAUGUUUUGUAGAGAGGAUGUUAUAAUAUUUCCAUCAAAAUGCAAAAUGAUGAUCAUCUCAAGCAAUUAGAUGAGUUUCAUAUAUUACUUGAUGAUGCAUUGUGUUGUCCUAUUCUUGACAAAUGGCAGUGAUGAAAGUCCUGUUGACAUUUCUU
Molecule: messenger RNA, 1427 nt
Organism: Phalaenopsis equestris
Lineage: Eukaryota; Viridiplantae; Streptophyta; Magnoliopsida; Asparagales; Orchidaceae
Product: caffeoylshikimate esterase-like
Exons: 9
Coding region: 34-1080 (348 amino acids)
Cellular component (GO): membrane
Molecular function (GO): lipase activity
Source: RefSeq, a predicted model, not a curated record